Molecule: messenger RNA, 1401 nt
Organism: Leishmania mexicana MHOM/GT/2001/U1103
Lineage: Eukaryota; Euglenozoa; Kinetoplastea; Trypanosomatida; Trypanosomatidae
Exons: 1
Coding region: 1-1401 (466 amino acids)
Source: RefSeq, a predicted model, not a curated record
AUGAUUCGAUGGGCCGCAGUUUUGCGUUGUGGUUCUCAUGGCGUGCGUGAGGAUCGCCAGGCCCUGGCGCGCCAUCACUUGAAUCUCCUCGACAAGCGCCAUUGGGAGCUGACAACGCCGUCGCGGGCGCUGCCGGUGGUGGAGGUCUUGAUCCGUUCCGGUGUUUUGAUGGACAGACUUGAAAAAAGUAGCACCAAGCCCCUGGCGAGCUUGACUCCAUCCAUGACGAAAAAGGAGCGCAGCUUGGUGGAGAAAUUCUCUCACAUGCUUCACCAAACCUCGCCACCUACGGCAUGUCACAUUUCCAGGAAUGUAGUGGUGGAGGACGAGGCGGUUAGUGCCGCAUAUUCGGCAGCAUGCGCUACCGGAACGUGCACGAUCGAUGUGGUAGUCGACGUGGUUUUCGUGCGACACCUUCGAUUUCCUUCGUCUGCGCUGAUGCUGCUGGAGCUGAUGGAGUCGAGAUGCAUGAAAGUGUGCUGGACAAGAGGGAAACCGUGCCUCUCCAAGGAGGUGCUAGACUCCAUUUGCGACCUUUUUGCCGAACACGAGCAGUCACUGGACUUCAGGGCAACGUGCUGGUUGCUCUCGCUGCUGGGCGGUGAUACCCAGGUCAGCGGCCCCCCAAUUACACUGUCUGCCGGAAAGCGGCUCUUUCGGCUCUGUGUGCGCCGCAUUCAUUACCUGCUUCCCGACCUGCCACUCGAAGAUCUCCUCCUCGUGUAUGUGCAGCUUGCGCACAUCGAGGGCUACGAGAAGCCGUUCAUUGUUCUUGGCGAAAUUGAGAGGCUGGUCCUCUCUACCCCGUCAGAUCAAUUCACCGGUGUAAGCACCAACGUGCUCUUGUGGUUUAUGACGAUGCCGUUCGCGGUGCGGCACGCCGAUUUGAAUCUGCGCCUGUGUACCGGCUGGACCGCGGCUUCGAGGAUAACAGAUUUUACGAAGGAGGAGUGCCUCGCUGCGUUCACAAUCGUUGCCGCGCUGCAUGAGGGCUGCUCUGCUGAAAGUGCAGCCGUGGCUGCGGCACUUCGGGACUGGGAAACGCUGCACGACGCCCUUUUUGCACAGGUUUUCUUUGUUGCGCAUGAGAUGACGGCGACCGACUGCUUUCGCAUCAUGGACCAGUCGGAGCUGAUCAAUAUAUCGGGAUGGGGCAUCACCGUGCCGCAAAUGCUGCUCGAGAAGCUCAAGAAAAGAAUCCUGUCGGAGUGCACGCACUAUGCCAUGGAUGAAUGUCGUGUUCCUGAGGCAGCGGAGCGGCUGCUGCGGGCUGCGCUUGGGUUGCAGGCGUUGAUGCAGCGCUACACAGUGCUGCCAAGCAACGCGGCCGACGAGCACGCUGUUGCUGAGUGCAUUCUUCUUCUUGAGCGCUGUAUUCCGGCGCUCCCACCUCACGGUUGA